Sclerotinia trifoliorum is the source of this 1489-nucleotide messenger RNA. The record is from the annotation of a GenBank genome assembly. NCBI's taxonomy places the organism in Eukaryota, Fungi, Ascomycota, Leotiomycetes, Helotiales, Sclerotiniaceae.
AUGGCGAACACUACUACUCUCAAGGAGUUUGAAUCUGUCUUUCCAAAAUUGGUCGAGGACUUGCUUGCCCAUGCCCAAAAGUACAACCUCCCACAACAAGGUCAAGAUUGGCUUAAAGCUGUGAGUGUCUUUUCACGAGGAUGUACGAAUCACAUAUACUGAUUCUUUUUCAUUUAGUGUCUAUAUGCCAACACAAUUGGCGGAAAAUGCAAUCGAGGGAUGUCUGUCCCUGACUCCGUAUCUCUCCUUCUCGAAGCUCCUCUCUCCAAAGAACAAUAUUUUGAAUCUGCCACGUUGGGGUGGAUGACCGAACUUCUCCAAGCUUUCUUUCUUGUAUCGGAUGAUAUUAUGGAUGGCAGCAUUACUCGCCGCGGUCAACCUUGUUGGUACAGACAACCAAAUGUUGGUAUGAUUGCUAUUAAUGAUGCUUUCAUUCUCGAAUCUGCGAUCUACUCUCUGUUGAAGAAAUACUUCCGCUCUCACCCUUCCUACGUUGAUCUCAUCGAACUCUUCCACGAAGUUACAUACCAGACAGAGCUCGGUCAAUUGUGCGACUUGUUGACUGCACCAGAGGACAAGGUCGAUUUGGACAACUUUUCCAUGACAAAGUACGACUUUAUCGUCACCUAUAAAACCGCUUAUUACUCUUUCUACCUCCCAGUCGCUCUUGCCCUUCACCACCAGAAGAUCGCUACCCCAAAGAACCUUAAGCAAGCGGAGGAUAUCUUGAUUCCACUCGGCCAAUAUUUCCAAAUCCAAGAUGAUUAUCUUGACAACUUUGGUCUACCAGAGCACAUUGGGAAGAUCGGUACCGAUAUUAUGGACAAUAAGUGCUCUUGGCUCAUCAACCAAGCAUUGGCCAUUACAACUCCUGAGCAGCGUAAGAUUCUCGAGGAAAAUUAUGGUCACAAAGAUAAGACAAAGGAAGCCGCAGUGAAGAAACUCUUCGAUGAACUUAAGUUGAAGCAGAUCUACGAGGAUUAUGAGGAGAAGCGAGUUGGCGAAAUCAAACAAAUGAUUUCCCAGGUUGAUGAGUCAGAGGGUCUGAAAAAGACUGUAUUUGAAAGCUUCUUGAAGAAGAUCUACAAGAGAAGCAAGUAAACAGGCUGGACCAUUAAUUGCGGGCGUAUUUCUUUACACUAAUGAGCAGCAAGCAAUCUUCCCAAAAUUCGUUGAGAUUUAUAGAACAGAGUUGUAAUAUACCCCGAUGGAUACUUAUACUCUAUCUUGUAGUAAUCGGCAAUUGUUUAAUUCCAUUAUUCAUGGGUUCGCUCUCUGUCAUGAUUUCUUUCACCAUGUUCAUGAAUCCUAUGGCACUAGAUACCAAGUCCUUUUACUAUACGGAGCUAUAAGUAUAUUCUGCGCCCAACCGGCUUGUUUUUAAACUUUCGAUCUAGACUCUCCACCUGUAUUGCUUACUUGCCGUCUAAAUUGCGCUUAAGUUAUAGCGCACUUUAGCCUAUUUAGCCUUUAGUUCUAUGUUCAACCC